Molecule: messenger RNA, 2571 nt
Organism: Aspergillus ochraceoroseus IBT 24754
Lineage: Eukaryota; Fungi; Ascomycota; Eurotiomycetes; Eurotiales; Aspergillaceae
Exons: 12
Coding region: 1-2571 (856 amino acids)
Source: RefSeq, a predicted model, not a curated record
AUGCCUGCACCGGUCGUUAAUCGUCCGACAGAUGUCCGACAGAAGGAAAAGGACAUCAAUCAAAAGCUGCAUCUCUUCGGAAUCUACCAAGCCUUCAAGUACGGCAAGCUUCCAUCUAAUAAGCAAUGCGAUGUUGCUUUGAAUAGCGCCCUCAAUUUCAAGGCUCUCACCCAUCCAUCACAGGAGCUAUCAGAGGAGGGUCAAAUACUCGUGGAAGACCUUCGACGGGUGAUUGAACAAGCCAAGAGGCUGAUUCUCAGCAAGAAUGAUGGCCAGCUACUUCAGGAAUUCAUUUGGGGAGCAGAACAUGUGGGCGUGGAAGAUGUGCAGAACAUAGAAGUUGGGAUCACCAAGGACUCCGCUCAACAAGAUGCGAUGCAGGCUAGGGAGGGAUUAAAGACUCUUGGGACACUGUUAAUUACCAACGGCGAGUUUCGAAAACUGCUUAGUGAUGCUAUGAUUGUCGUCCGUGAUAUUGCCAGCGAUGUAUCGCAGAAAGCUGCCGACAGACUCCGUCCAUCAGAGGAUCAACUGGCCCAAAUUGACCAACCUGCCGAGGAAAAUGUCUGGCAUGAAACUUCUGAUGUAUCAAAGUACAAAGACCAGGUCAAGUCUCGCUUCAAGAAGGAGAAAGCUCAAAAGGAAGCUGCCGACGUUGUCGAUACCGCUGCUCAAGCUGCCACCGGCAGCCGACAGGCAGUCCAAAUCGCAGAUAUUGAUGCGCAUGCUGGCGUUACUGCUGCGACUCAACAAGCGAAGGAGAAAAUACCCGAGGAGCAAAAGGACCGCACUCGGGAGAUGGCCGGCAAAGCGAAGAAUUAUUUGUCUCAGAAAAUACCACAAGAUCGACGGGAGCAGACUGUCUGGCGCCUUAAGAAGGUGGUUAUAGAGAUUCAAGGACACCGCGAUUACCAACAGGCUAUCGAAACAUUGCUUUCAAUGGCUGAAAAGUAUGGUAGUCAAACAAGGAAUAUUUCUCAACAGGGCGCAGGAAAUGUCCAGGGAGUCCGAGGACAAGAAAAUGUCCAAAACAUGGAAAAGAACCUGCGGGUUUUGAUAGAGCGUUUUGCACAUAGUACAUCUCUAGAUGACCUUUUUGACUCCUUGGAAAAUAUCUACCGUGAUGCAGAUAAGGACCCCGAGUUGAAGGGAUGGUUCAAGAAUGUCAACACCUUUAUUCGGAAAACCUUGCAAGAGCAGGGAUAUGUUAUGCAGGAUACCUGGUCUCAUCAAUAUGAUCAACUCGCUGAACAUGGACGGUAUUUACUCCGUGGGCGCUACAAGAACAACACAGAUCGCAUCUUGGACGAGCUGAAGUUUAUCGGCGAUCAGUUUAACCAAGAUCCACAGAAUAAGGCCUUUGGAGACUCGAUGCAGCAACUCUUCAAUGACCUGGGGCGUGAUUCGAAUGGCAAAGUUGCAUUCAAGAAGCAUCUGCUGAAGGAUAUUAGGGAUGUUAUUUUGCCCGCUGUGUUCGAGAAUAUCCGCUAUGUCCCUGUCCCUCGUAUUGAAGUUUCGGACCCGAUGGCCGAUGUGGUUAUUGAAAAUCUAGUGAUUGAGAGUGACAACCUCAUGCCCAACGUGGUAGAAUUCGGAAGUGACAACUACUUCCGUUGGGGACGUAAGAAGAUCAGCAACAAAAGAGACAACAAAAUCAUGAUUUCCGUAUCGGGUAUCCAAGCGGAUCUUAGGGAUGUUAGCUACUAUAUCGACAAGAAACAGGGCUUCCCAUCUAUUACCGAUACUGGAGUGAUGGAUAUCUUCCUUGGAGGCACGGGUUUUGGAUUCAAGAUUGCCGCAUCUACUGCUCACAAAGAGGACCGUCAACAUUUUGUCAGGCUAGAUAAAGUAGCCGUCAAGAUUGACACUAUUUCCGUGAAGUUGAAGAAGUCCAAGCAUAAGGUCCUCUUCACCAUCUUCAAACCUUUGCUCUUCCGGGUGGUUCGACCUGUCCUCGAAAAGGUGCUCGAGAAACAAGUUCGAGACGCAUUCAUGAAGGGCGAUGCAUUCGCAUACGAGGUGCAUAGCGAAGUCAAGCGCGCCCAGGAAACUGUUCACGAGAAACCUGAAGACGCACCGAAUGUCUACAACCGGUAUAUGGAUGCAUUCCGUACCAGAUGGGAGUAUAAAAAGCGCAGAGCUGCCGAAGUCGCUCCGCGUGAGACCAAAGUGCAGACUACAACCACACUGAAGGAUUCCCUUUUCCCUGAUAUCGAACUACCUGGCGGCAUCACUACCAAAGCUACCGAAUAUGACGAGAUCGCAAAGAAGGGUGAGCGCUGGGAGUCUCCAAUCUUCACUAUCGGCACCGCCCCAGAGUCAACUGAUAUCCCCAAGCCAGCCGACAUCUCUCGUAAAUCUCACACUACAGCUGCGGGUCAGUUGGCCGAUCAGCCUGCUGCUGGUACAGGGACCCAUGUUACCAACGGUGGUGCGGCGGGAGUUACCAAUGGUCACACCAAGACCUUGACAACCAACGGCCGCACUCAUGUCGAGACGAACGGCAAGCUUACCCAGAAUAUUUCCAUGAUUGCAGGAACGGACACUGCCUUUAACCCUCAAGCUGCGUAA